Molecule: messenger RNA, 1410 nt
Organism: Equus quagga
Lineage: Eukaryota; Metazoa; Chordata; Mammalia; Perissodactyla; Equidae
Product: protocadherin alpha-8-like
Exons: 1
Biological process (GO): homophilic cell-cell adhesion
Cellular component (GO): plasma membrane
Molecular function (GO): calcium ion binding
Source: RefSeq, a predicted model, not a curated record
AUGGUGUUUUCUUGGCGAGGAGGCCCGGGAUCCCGGUGUCUGCUGCUGUCGCUUCUACUCCUCGCAGUCUGGAAGGUCGGGAGCGGCCAGGUCCACUACUCGGUCCCCGAGGAGGCCAAACACGGCACCUUCGUGGGUCGCAUCGCGCAAGACCUGGGGCUGCAACUGGCGGAGCUGGUGCCGCGCCUGUUCCGGGUGGCGUCUACAGCCCGCGGGGACCUUCUGGAGGUAAAUCUGCAGAAUGGCAUUUUGUUUGUGAAUUCUCGGAUCGACCGCGAGGAGCUGUGCGGGCGGAGCCUGGAGUGCAGCAUCCACCUGGAGGUGAUCGUGGACCGGCCGCUGCAGGUUUUCCAUGUGGAGGUGGAGGUGAAGGACAUUAACGACAACCCGCCCAUGUUCCUGGUAAAGGAACAAAAGUUAUUUGUUUCAGAAUCUAGAAUGCCAGAUUCUCGUUUUCCGCUAGAGGGUGCUUCGGAUGCAGAUAUUGGAGCGAACUCCGUUUUAACCUAUAGGCUUAGCUAUAGUGAUUACUUCAUGCUGGAUGUGAAUUCCAAGAACGAAGAGAAUAAACAAGUUGAGCUCGUGUUAAGGAAACCUUUGGACAGAGAGGAAGCUCCCGAACAUAACUUAUUCUUGACGGCCACUGACGAAGGCAAACCUGAGCUCACGGGCACCGUUCAGCUGCUGGUCACCGUGCUGGACGUGAAUGACAAUGCUCCCAGUUUCGAACAGUCUGAAUAUGAAGUAAGAAUAUUCGAAAACUCCGACAACGGAACGACAGUUAUCAGACUGAAUGCUUCUGAUCGGGAUGAAGGAGCGAAUGCGGAGAUUUCAUACUCUUUUAAUAGCCUUGUUCCACCCAUGGUUAUUGACCAGUUUAGCAUAGAUUCAAAUACUGGAGAAAUAACAAUUCGAAAGAACCUGGAUUUCGAAAAAGUGAAUUCCUAUAAAAUCCGCAUUGACGCCACGGACAGAGGCCAUCCACCAAUGGCUGGUCAUUGCACGGUUUUGGUAAAAAUCUUAGAUAUUAAUGAUAACGUCCCUCAGAUUGCCUUGACUUCCUUAUCCUUGCCUGUGCGAGAGGACGCUAAAUUCGGCACUGUCAUUGCCCUAAUUAGCGUGUCCGAUCUCGACUCAGGUGUCAACGGGCAGGUGACCUGCUCUCUGACGCCACACGUUCCCUUUAAGCUGGUGUCCACCUUCAAGAAUUAUUAUUCGCUGAUGCUGGACAGCACCCUGGACCGCGAGAGUGUGUCGGCCUAUUCUCUAGUAGUGACCGCCCAGGACGGAGGCUCGCCUUCGCUGUCGGUCACGGCCAGCGUGUCCGUGGAGGUGGCCGACGUGAACGACAACGCGCCCGCGUUCCCGCAGCCCGAGUACACGGUGUUCGUGAAGGAGAACAACCCGCCG